AUAAGCAUUGCGAAAUGCGAAUUUCCUUUCCCCAUAAUCUGGAAUUUUUGUUUUGUUUGCUUUGCAGAUUCCCAUCGUUACUGUACAGUUGUACUUAUCUUAUCUACAAUAGUUCAAUAAAAUAUGUCUUUUGGCGUUCUAGAACACUUAAGCGUUUUUUUUUAUAGAAGAGUGCCUGCACGGAUGCCAAAGUAACCGUCGUCAGCUGUAGAGAUAACACAGCAAAAUCUACAAUGAAGCGCCUAUACUUUCGCCUGCCUCGACAGCCAGUACCCCCCGUCCGCCGCACGCGCUCCACGACAACCACCGCCCCGCGUCUCACAUUCCAGGAGCUGGCCGACCUCAUGGAGCCCCAACUCGAACCCUCCUCUGUCUGGCGCAAGGCCGUGGACCGGGAAGCCUGCGUGGCGCUGUUCUUCCAGCUGAAUCUGCGCAGCGACGAACCCCGCCUGGCCAAGUGCGUCUGCCUCCGUCUGCAGGAGUUCCGAGUGGGCGCCCACGCCGAUCUCCGUCUCGUUCCUUCAGUCUUCCUCGACGAGCCCCUAGUCGUCCCGGAGACAGAGCCCUGUGUGCCCCUACCCCCCACCAUCACCUCCGCCACGGAUGUCGUUAAACUGCUGCAGAAUUUCGAGCUGUAUCCACACCUGCCCGAUGAUGAGGAGAACGGUGUGCCGCGCACAUUGCAGGAGUCUUGCGCUGAGGAAUGUGGGGUGGAGGGUGUGUUGGUCAUGGGGGAUUCCGAUGGGGAGAUGGAGUUUGUGGAUGAUAAUGAUGCUGGGGAUUAUUCUCCAGCUGAAGGCCUUGUAGAAGAAGCUGACACGGUGACGAAGUUGAAAGGGGAGAAGUGCAAGCCAAAAAAAUUCUCUAAACGACCUAAAGCAACAUCUACCCCGGGUUUAAACGAGCAUCUCCUGGCCUCCAUGCAGCUCAUCAAAGUAUAUCUCCAUCAGGCGGGGCCAGAUAAAAAAGAAUUAUAUCCGGAAGCCGGAAUGUUUGCCUGCUCGAAACUCGUGAAGAAAUUCCAUGAGAAACACUUUCGGCCCUUGCGCUACAAUAAAAUCCACCCCCAGAUGCAUCGGUUAAAAGCGAUGGGCGCGAGUAUAGCGCUGGAUCUCAUCGAUUCACUGGGGAAAGUCUCCGACCAACUGCCGUCACAGCAAUGUGCGCUGCUGGAAUUGAUUGAUAAAGAGUUUUUGCAGACCGUUGCAAAUUUUGUGAAUUUGAACGAUCCGCGCGUUGUGAAAGAGGAUCUACCGCCGUUAUCCACGGAUCAGCUGCUACGAGGAAUGCGGAAUAGGAUCAAAUAUCUGAAGGUCUUACCUGAAAUGCUUGUUGCUCAAAGACGAUUAAAGCAACGUAAAAAGGAAGAAAGGAAACGCAUAAGGACAGGCGAGACACUGCCGCCUCCAGUACUCGGACCGUCGGCACCGUCGCUGAUCUCCCCAUUGGACAAUGGUCCAUGGAAUCCCGAUCUCCCUUACAAUCAUCCCGAUUUUCGCGUAUCCUACCUGGUUGACCGGCCGGACUACGUGUCGCUAUGGCCCGGCGGCGACAAUCCACAGGUUUACAUCAAGCAGGAAUGGUACGACUACUUCACCAGAGAGCAGUCGCAUGUCGAUUAUCCCCGCGAUCAGAACUGGAUCCGCGCGCUGCUCUUCAAGAUCAUCGACGAGCACGCGCUGCUCCACAUGUGCCUGCAGCAUCGCCAGCGCGAACGGCAGGGAGUGCGGGUCGCACAGCAUACCUUGCUCAGCACCGGCUUUCUCAAAAUACUCGAAGAAUUCAUACGGUGUCGCGGUUCGAUUUGCUUCGAUACGGAGUCGUUAUUGUACACCUUCGCUGAUUGGUUUAAAGACUACAAGCGCAACAUCAACCGGAAAGGCAUCCUCGACCAGGAUCCGGCCACGCUCAAACCCAACCGUCUACGAACGGCCAGACGGAAGGGAUAUGGUCGCAGUACCAUGCAGUAGUGAUCGACGUAUUGUUUCAAAUACGAUUACUCUUUCCCUAGUUUUUUUUUAAGUUUUUAACGAGCAAUGGCAGCUGAUGGAAUGGACAUUGCAUCAGCGUUUGUUUUCCUGUGGUUUGCAUUGCGACCUAUGCUAAUCAGCUAUGCCUUGUACAGGUCUGCAGAUAAACUGUUAACCAGCGAUGGCGUAUAGUGUCCAAGUCAGGCUGGUACAAAGAACAUUGCUUGGUUUAUGGUG
This is a messenger RNA of Paramacrobiotus metropolitanus, 2207 nucleotides long. RefSeq lists its product as uncharacterized. The record is from RefSeq and is a predicted model, not a curated record. Bases 234 to 1970 code for a protein of 578 amino acids. NCBI's taxonomy places the organism in Eukaryota, Metazoa, Tardigrada, Eutardigrada, Parachela, Macrobiotidae. The transcript has 7 exons.